Galeopterus variegatus (Sunda flying lemur) is the source of this 3208-nucleotide messenger RNA. It is a transcript of the gene CPT1A, whose product is annotated as carnitine palmitoyltransferase 1A (liver). Gene Ontology annotation, biological process: carnitine metabolic process; fatty acid metabolic process. The record is from RefSeq and is a predicted model, not a curated record. The transcript has 18 exons. Bases 1 to 2322 code for a protein of 773 amino acids. Gene Ontology annotation, cellular component: mitochondrion. Lineage: Eukaryota; Metazoa; Chordata; Mammalia; Dermoptera; Cynocephalidae. Gene Ontology annotation, molecular function: carnitine O-palmitoyltransferase activity.
AUGGCAGAGGCUCACCAGGCUGUGGCCUUUCAGUUCACUGUCACUCCGGACGGGAUCGACCUGCGGCUGAGCCAUGAAGCCCUUAAGCAGAUCUAUCUCUCUGGACUUCAUUCCUGGAAAAAGAAGUUCAUCAGAUUCAAGAACGGCAUCAUCACUGGUGUGUACCCGGCGAGCCCCUCCAGCUGGCUGAUUGUGGUGGUGGGCGUGAUGUCAACGAUGUACGCCAAGAUCGACCCCUCGUUAGGGAUAAUCGCAAAGAUCAAUCAGACCCUCGACACGACGGGCUACAUGUCCGGCCAGACGCAGGACGUGGUCAGCGGCCUCCUGUUCGGUACGGGGCUCUGGGUGGCCCUCAUCUUUACCAUGCGCUACUCCCUCAAGGUGCUGCUCUCCUACCACGGCUGGAUGUUCGCCGAGCAUGGCAAGAUGAGCCGCGCCACCAAGGUCUGGAUGGGUAUGGUCAAGAUCUUUUCAGGCCGAAAACCCAUGCUGUACAGCUUCCAGACAUCUCUGCCUCGCCUGCCGGUCCCAGCUGUCAAAGACACCGUGAGCAGGUAUCUGGAGUCGGUGAAGCCUCUUAUGAAGGAAGGAGACUUCAAACGCAUGACGGCACUUGCACAAGAUUUCGCUGUCAAUCUCGGACCAAGACUACAGUGGUAUUUGAAGUUAAAAUCCUGGUGGGCUACAAAUUAUGUGAGCGACUGGUGGGAAGAAUAUGUCUACCUCCGAGGACGGGGGCCGCUGAUGGUCAACAGCAACUACUAUGCAAUGGACUUUCUGUACAUCACUCCGACUCACAUUCAGGCAGCAAGAGCAGGCAACACCGUGCACGCCAUCCUGCUUUACAGACGCAAACUGGACCGCGAGGAAAUCAAACCAAUUUGUGUUUUGGGAUCCACAAUUCCACUCUGCUCUGCUCAAUGGGAGCGAAUGUUUAAUACUUCUCGGAUCCCGGGAGAGGAAACAGACACCAUCCAGCACAUGAAGGACAGCAAACAUAUCGUUGUGUACCACGCGGGACGCUACUUCAAGGUCUGGCUCUACCAUGACGGGAGGCUGCUGAAGCCCCGAGAGAUCGAGCAGCAGAUUCAGAGGAUUCUGGACGACCCAUCGGAGCCUCAGGCCGGGGAGGCAAAGCUGGCGGCCCUCACCGCGGCAGACAGAGUACCCUGGGCCAAGUGUCGCCAGGCCUACUUUGGACGUGGGAAAAAUAAGCAGUCUCUUGACGCCAUUGAGAAAGCAGCGUUCUUUGUGACCUUAGAUGAAACCGAAGAAGGAUAUAAAAAGGAGGACCCGGUCACAUCAAUGGACAGCUAUGCCAAGUCUCUCCUGCACGGCAGAUGUUUUGAUAGGUGGUUUGACAAGUCGUUCACGUUCAUCGUCUUCAAAAACGGCAAGAUAGGCAUGAACGCAGAGCACGCCUGGGCCGACGCGCCCAUCGUUGGGCACCUUUGGGAGUAUGUCAUGGCCACCGACACCUUCCAGCUGGGCUAUGCAGAGGAUGGACACUGUAAAGGGGACACCAACCCAAAUAUCCCAUACCCCACCAGGCUACAGUGGGACAUCCCGGAGGAAUGUCAAGAGGUUAUAGAGACCUCCCUGAACAGUGCAAAUCUUCUCGCAAACGAUGUGGAUUUUCACUCUUUCCCGUUCAACGCCUUUGGUAAAGGAAAAAUCAAGAAAUGCCGAACCAGCCCAGACGCUUUUGUCCAGCUUGCCCUCCAGCUGGCUCAUUACAAGGACAUGGGCAAAUUUUGCCUCACGUAUGAGGCCUCCAUGACCCGGCUCUUCCGAGAGGGGAGGACGGAGACCGUGCGCUCCUGCACCACCGAGUCCUGCAACUUCGUGCUGGCCAUGGUGGACCCGGCCCAGACGGUGGAACAGAGGCUGAAAUUAUUCAAGAUGGCAUCUGAAAAGCACCAGCUCCUGUACCGCCUUGCCAUGACAGGUGCUGGCAUCGAUCGUCAUCUCUUCUGCCUUUAUGUGGUGUCUAAAUAUCUCGCUGUGGACUCCCCUUUCCUUAAGGAAGUUUUAGCUGAGCCUUGGAGAUUAUCUACCAGCCAGACACCUCAGCAACAGGUGGAGCUGUUUAACCUGGAGAAGAACCCAGAGUACGUGUCCAGCGGAGGGGGCUUCGGACCGGUUGCCGAUGAUGGCUAUGGUGUGUCCUACAUUCUUGUGGGGGAGAACCUCAUCAAUUUCCACAUUUCUUCCAAGUUUUCUUGCCCCGAGACAGAUUCUCAUCGCUUUGGAAAGCACCUGAGACAAGCAAUGAUUGACAUCAGUGCUUUGUUUGGGCUCAAUUCUAAUUCCAGAAACUAAUUCCAUUAGAGAUGCUGCAAGAGAGAAUGAACUCUUCUGAUACAAACCAAAUGAAAAAUAGGUAUUCAUCCUGAUUAUAGUUCAGGAUAAAAAAUUGCUCUUACAAAACUCAAGAAGUUUUCCUUCCAUUAAAGGGUUAGGUGUUUGGUUUUCCUAGAAUGUAGGCUCCACUGUGUGAAGUACAGUCCUGCUACUCCCAGGUCUGUCCUCACCUGGGGAACAUUUGAUAAAGUCCCCCUGAAGUCUUUGCAUCGGCUCGUAUUUAUGAAGGGAUUAAAACAUUGUUGAAUUAACUUAGGGAUUAGUGGGGUUGUGGCUUCACACACAUUGGAACCGGAAAUGGCACCCUUUCUCAGUGGUCACCAGAUAUCUGGUACUUAAGGGCAUUUAACUUCCUAAGAGCAGUAUAAACAGCUGUUUUGUUAAAAGAAGAAAUUGUUCAAGUUGGCGGUGUUAACCGUCGUAGCUAACAGACAUGUAACGCACUAACCAAAAAGUCUGUGCUUCUGGGAGCAGGGUGUUGUCACUGUCAUCUGUUUUGGUAGCCUGUGUUUGCCUCUCUGUGUUUGCAGUCGGCAGUAUGACACGUCUUUGGUUUUACUGACCCUGCUUGUCUUCAAAAUCCAGUGCCUUAACAGUGAAAGUCCCUAAAUGUAAGGAAGAUCCUAGGAAAGAUUUAUUUUGUGAAGUCUUUGAGUGGAAUUUUGGGUAUAUUGUUCUCUUUUCAAUUUACUGAGUAUGGAUAACCCUAAAUAAACAUUUGUUCCAGUUUUCCCCUUCCCCUAGAAUGACCAGUUCCCUUAUAGGGGCAGGAUUCUUCUGAUUGGACUGUGUUCCUGUCAUUGUUAAGCAGCAAAACAAAUAACAGGCAUGUGUCAGAAAAGGG